This is a messenger RNA of Erythranthe guttata (spotted monkey flower), 2713 nucleotides long. RefSeq names its product cation/H(+) antiporter 9. Gene Ontology annotation, molecular function: antiporter activity. Gene Ontology annotation, cellular component: membrane; endomembrane system. NCBI's taxonomy places the organism in Eukaryota, Viridiplantae, Streptophyta, Magnoliopsida, Lamiales, Phrymaceae. Gene Ontology annotation, biological process: proton transmembrane transport; regulation of pH. The record is from RefSeq and is a predicted model, not a curated record.
UUUAUUUAGUUUUAUUUAUAGUAAGUGGAUAAAUAUAGGUAUACCACAUAUUAACCAAAACAAACGUAAAACAUAAUACAGAGCUCAAAUGGCUGCGAACAUUUGUCGGGCAAGAACCCGACAGAGGUCCGUCCAUUUCAAGAUAACCCAGAGAAAAAAAAUCCCCUUUUCCACCAUCAAAAUCCCAUGGCAAAACCUUUCUUCUCAAACGGGGAAAAAAAAUCAGGUCAAUCCUUGGCGCGCUGAUGAAGAUCAAUUGAAGGGGGUAGGUGGUGGUGGGUAGGGGGUGCAGCAGCAGGAGCUGAUUUGAUCGACGAGGACGAACAUGGCAGACGCUGGUGCCGGUAAGAUUGAUCCUAAUGCAAAAGGAGAUUUGCCCGGAAAUGUGGCGGGUGAUUUAUGCUCCGUCGAUAUAGGGCUGCAUUCCCCCGGCGUCUGGGGUUCCGAUGGGGAGAGAACCUUCCUCCAGUACACCUUGCCCCGCCUACAGCUUCAAUUGGCUGUCAUUUUCAUCCUCACCCAAUCACUUCAUCUUUUGCUCCGCCGUUUCCAUUUGCCUCGCCUUGUUUCAGAGAUCCUGGCUGGAAUCAUACUGGGACCCACGAUUCUAGGACAGUUGCCGAACAUUCAAUCCGCAUUGUUCCCGCUAGAAGGAGACGUCUAUUUGGACUUGCUGUCGAAAAUCGGCUACAUCUUCUUCAUAUUCCUCAGCGGCGUGAAAAUGGAUCCAAGAACCGUGCUAAGAACCGGUAUCAAGGCUUGGACGAUCGGUGUCCUCGCUGUCACAAUCCCGGUCAGCGGUGGCUUGGUGUUGACCAUAGUCAACCAGAACAGAAUCCACAGGUACCGUUGGCCGGCUUACAAAAACAUCAUCGGUAUCCAGAAUCUAUUCCCUUUCCCCGUUAUUGCCUCCAUGCUCGUCGACCUAAAAAUCAUGAACUCCGAGCUCGGCCGCCUCGCUCUGGCGGCAGCCCUGAUCAGCGAUCUGACCAGCAAUCUCACGGCCACCAUCAUAUCCUACGGGAGGUUGGGCCAAAUGGGGUACGCUAGUGCUAUCAUGGUUCAUUCGUCGGUCUUAACCCUCGGCCUGAUUAUGUUUAUCUUGUUCGUGGGUCGCCCGCUUUGUUUGUGGAUCAUCCAGAAGACUCCGGAAGGAAAACCCGUCUGCAGAUUCCAUAUAAUUCUCACGUCUCUUCUCGUACUAGUUGUUGUCUUGCUUACCGACAAUGCUGGGCUUAACUAUAUGUACGGUCCGUUUUUACUAGGGUUGGCUGUGCCAGAUGGCCCGCCUCUCGGAGCCACACUCGUUGAUAGAUUGGAGACGUUAAUAUCCGGUUUGCUCGCACCCCUUUUGGUCACUUACUGCGGAAUGAAAGUCAAUCUAGUCGAGCUGUACGAUCUGAAAUUCAUCGGCACGGUGUGGCUAGUUCUCGGCAUUUGCCUGCUGACUAAAUUGGCCGCAAUUUUCAUUCCGGCGUUGAUUUGCAGAGUGCCGGUCAAAGAUGCUGCGGCGCUCGCGUUCGUAAUGAGUGGUCAGGGAGUCGUUCAGAUGUCGUUUUACUAUUACAACGCUGUGAACCAGACAUUCGACGGAGAAACGUUUUCCAUGCUCACGACAUCGGUUCUAAUACAAGCUGCUGCAGCAAACAUAAUAGUGAAGUCGUUGUACGAUUACUCGAGAAUGUACACUGGCUACCAGAAAAGAGACAUCCAGCACACAACGGCCAACUCCGAGCUCCGUGUGCUGACGUGUGCGCACCGUGUGGAUGACGUGUUAGCAGCCCGGAAGGUUCUAGAAGCUUCUUUUCCGAGGAAGGAAAGUCCGUUGGCAGUCUACGCCCUCCAUUUGGUGGAGCUCGUGGGCAGGGCCCACCCUCAGCUUAUUGACCAUCAAUUAGGUCAGAAAUCGUCCGGCGGCACACGAACGCAGAAAAUGAUUGAGAUUCUUUCCUUCUUCGAGCAGCAGUAUCAAGGGGUAGUUACGGUACAGCAAUUUACCGCAAUGUCCCUGACGAAAUUCAUGCACCACGAUAUAUGCACGGUGGCAUUCAACAAGUUGGCGUCUUUGAUUAUUUUACCGUUCCAUCGAAAAUGGAACCACCAGGGGAAGAUGAUUCUUGAUAGUAGUAGUUUGAGGUCGAUAAACUGCGACGUUCUUGAUUUGGCGCCUUGCUCGGUGGGGAUACUGGUGGACCGACACAAGGUGCGGCGGAACCCUUCUCAGACGUACAACGUAGGCGUUGCGUUCUUUGGCGGGACCGACGACAGGGAGGCGCUAGCCUACGCGAGGCGUAUGGCCCAGUCGGCGGACGUGCACUUGACGGUGGUGCGUUUCGUGCCGUGGGAUAUAUACGCGGGGGAUAGUCAGUGGGAUGCCGUUCUGGAUGCCGAGAUAUUGAAGGAUACGAGGAUGCAGGGGGCCCACCAGGAUAAUAUCGUGUACAAGGAGGAGAGGGUGAAGGAUGGGGCGGAGACUGCUCUGAUGAUACACGCGAUGGAGGAGGCGUUCGAUUUGAUUAUGGUCGGGAGGCGGCAUAAGGAGGACACCCCGCAGCUGUUGGGGCUGAGCGAGUGGAAUGACCUGCCGGAGCUCGGGCCGGUGGGGGAUAUGCUGGCGGCGGCGGAUCUUAACACGCCAGUUUCUGUGCUGGUGGUGCAGCAUCAAAAUGCAAAGGCGAUUUGAAUUUGUUUGUUUGUGUAAAUGGAUGAUGUG